Molecule: messenger RNA, 2670 nt
Organism: Paraglomus occultum
Lineage: Eukaryota; Fungi; Glomeromycota; Glomeromycetes; Paraglomerales; Paraglomeraceae
Source: the annotation of a GenBank genome assembly
AUGACCAUUCGAAAAUUAAAUGAAACUGUUAUACGCAGGCUGCGUGCAUCACUUGUAAUCACAUCGAUAGCACAGUGUGUACUCGAACUCGUUCAAAAUAGCAUCGAUGCCUCUGCAACUACAAUUGAAAUACGCGUAGAUGUCUCUACAUAUUACGUGCAAAUAAUUGACAACGGUACUGGAAUGUCACCAGAAGACCUAAAAAAAGUCGGACAGCGCUAUGCCACGUCAAAGUGUCACACACUGGACGAACUGCAGAAAGUAAACACUUAUGGUUUUCGAGGAGAAGCACUGGCCAGCAUAGCAGAGGAGGCUGUAGUUGAGAUAAUAAGCAAACAUUCUGGUUGCUACGACACGUACUCGAAAACAAUAAAGGGUGGGCAACUUAUUCAAUAUGGCCCUACAAGAUAUAAUAAUCGAAGAAGCAGUGGAACUACGAUUAUAGUACGAGAUUUGUUCUAUCGCUACCCAGUUCGUCGACGGCAGCAAGCACAGACACCAGCAUCAUUUGCUAAUGAGAUUGAUAGCGUGAAGCGAGCAGUGGAGACGAUUGCCCUCAUUUAUCCCAACAUUAUCUUCACUUUGAUAGACACAUCUCGCGAUGCAAAGAUAGUAAUGACACGCAAGACGAAUUCGUCCAUCUCAACAUUUAGACAGCUCUUUGGAGUUUCGCUUUCCCAACAUCUGGAAUCUGUGUCCGAAGAAGAGAAUGAUUUUGUUAUAAAAGGUUUUAUUUCAACGAGAGGCCUACCUUCGCGUCAACACCAGUACUUUUUUGUUAAUAAUCGUCUCAUUGCCUAUAAUGACAUUCACAGAACUAUCGACGAGUUGUUUGCUCAGAGUAGCUUUCCCAACCGAGUCAAUGACACUUUGGACUUGAUCUCCAGCAUGGAAAUAUCAUCUGAUCAGAGGCAGAGAAAGUCGAUGGGGAAAUGUCCUGUGUAUCUACUGCAACUUACUUGUGCUGCGACCGAGUACGACAUUUGCUUGGAUCCUGCAAAAAAUAUCGUGGAAUUUCAAAACUGGGGAAAGCUAUUGAAACUGAUCUCAUCUCUGAUCACUGAUUUUCUCAUAAAAUACAAAUUUGCGGAACAUUCAAAUUCAUAUGACGAUGACAACGUUUGUGAAGACGCAGUUGUGAGAAAUGACACUUGUUCUAGAUUGAGAUUUGAUGAAUUGUUGCAUAUUAAAUGCAGUGGUAUGAAAGAACGUUUAUUUAAUGAUAAAGAAUUGAGGAGCGGCGGCGACUCAUGUGAAUUGUCAAUGAUAUCCGCACCGUUACCACGUGUACAGCCACGGCAAGCAUCGGCACCUGCACCUGCGUCUGUGGAAUUCAGAGCGUCUACAGUCGAUGCACCAGAGUCUGUACGUACGGAAAUGAAUGAAUAUUCCAAGUGGACUGAUCCAAUUACGAAAGAAAGCUUCUAUGUUGACAAGAGGACGGGAAACUCGUACAAGACGAUACCGUGUUACAACGAUGAGACUGAGAACAACGCCAUGCCCGUAUCGACCAGAGGACGCGUUGAUAAGAGUCGUCUGCGAACGUCGGCAAAUUGUAAAAAUAACUCGAAUCUAAAUUUAUGGGCCCAUGACGCAUUUAAGAAAUGGGCAGGCUCAAAUAUCAACACGUCUGAAACGCCGAUACCUCAUUUAAUGCCACCUGGUGCCAACAUGAGAAAAAUGACAAAUCGAAAUUUAUUCUCUUGGAGUGCAUCAGCAACGAUGGAUAUAUCUAAAUAUCGAUUCACAAAGCAAGAUCUAAAAUCGGCCAAAGUAAUAGGCCAGGUAGAUGACAAGUUUAUCGCAUGUAAAUUGCAAUGCAGUGAUACACACACGAGCAGCAAUGGCUCAUCCACCCUAAUACUCGUCGAUCAACAUGCAGCAGAUGAGAGAAUAAGAGUCGAGAUGUUGUUGAAAGAAUUUUGUGAGUAUGAUUCGGACCAGGCAGAGGUCACCGACUCUCGUCCUCGCAUAUCCAUAGUUGAAACCAUAAAUCUCAAUCCGCCGAUCAAGGUUUCUCUGUCGACACGCGAAGCUCUAGCGGCUCAACGGUUUAUAGAUCAAUUCAACAAAUGGGGAAUAUACUUUGCCUCGCAAUCCACUUUACAGGCACCUGACACUAAAUCUACAGCAGAAUUAGACUCAUCGCCACAUUUCUCCAGGUUCAAUGAUCAUGUCACGGAACAUGUUACACAUCUGCCUCGUAUGAUAGCGGAUAAAUGUGUAGCUGAUUCGCGCGUUCUACAAGAAAUCAUAAGACAACAUUUAUAUUGGCUAGAGGAUACUGGUGGAAUUGGAGUAAGCGUGGACGAUGACGGCGGAUACACAGAGAAUGAAGAAGAAUGGCCAAACAUGAUAAGAAAAUGUCCAAGAGGAAUAUUGGACAUUAUUAAUUCGAAAGCAUGCAGAGGUGCCAUAAAGUUUAAUGACAAGUUAUCCCGCGAGACUUGUAUUGAAUUGGUAUCAAAGCUUGCUGAAUGUAUAUUUCCGUUUCAGUGUGCUCAUGGAAGACCAUCGAUGAUUCCAGUGGUUUCCCUAGAUGGUGUGCAAAAGUCCAGAUUCGCUCAAAAGCCAUAUCGAUAUACCAGGAGGUUAACCAGUAAUGAUAUCGCGAACAGCAGUAAUUGUGAUUUUAGAGAAUGGAAACGACAAAAGUUCUCGCGGGAGUAG